AGUCUUUCAGCACACAGGGUGCAUCCUCCGGUAACGAACCUGACACAAAAAUAGUGAGUCGCAGUUACAAACUGGCGAGCGAGAACGACAGCGCACGAUAGUUACUUGUAGUAACUGCCAACAUUGGCCGGUGUUCCACUGCAGCCUGCAGUCUGGACUUCAGACAUUUUCAGUCCGUGCCGCUGCGAAUGCCUCCAUCAUGGGUGGCAUGGAGCUGCCUGCUGGAUUAGCAUGGUCACUGGUUCACAUUAUCCCGCUGUCACUGAUCUACUUCGCGCUGAGAACGCUGCCCACGCUGCUGCAGUGGCUGAUACUGCAAUAUAGGGCGAGAGUGGUGCCAGAGCCAGAGCCCAGCCACUGGCUACUGGGUCACUCGAAGCAGAUUGGAGAUAGAAAGAAUCUACGGAAGAUACGGCAGAAGUGGAUAGAAACAAAUCCGCGACUUUACCGCACCAAAAUCACGUUCCUGUUCCAAUCUGUGAACUUAAUACAUGCUGAGACUGUGGUGGGUGUACUUCGCUCGUCUGCUCCGAAGCAUAACUAUUUCUACGGCUUUCUGAAGCCCUGGCUUGGAGAAGGCCUAUUGGUAAGCAAUGGGCAGAAGUGGGCCAGAGAUCGGCGACUGCUCACUCACUGCUUCCACUUUGACAUACUGCGAGACUACGUAGAGGUGUAUACGGAUGCGUGCGGUAUCAUGCUGCAGAAAUGGUCUGAGUCAUGUGCGAGAGGAGAGAGUGUUGACGUGACUGCUUCAUGUACAUUGCUAACACUGGAUGUGAUGCUGCGUUGCGCCAUGGGCUUUGAGUCCGACUGUCAGAUCCAAGGGAAUGCGGAUACGAAGGCCGCUCAGUAUACUGCUUCCGUGAAGGAGAUGACCGUUCUGCUGGAGCGCCGUUUUUUAAACUUGCUAUAUCACAACGACUUCAUCUAUGGCUUCACUUCGGAUGGACGGGCUGCAAGCAAGCAUUUGGCGGUUAUACACGGAAUGAGCCAGAUGCUGAUUGCGGAAAGGCGUGCUGCAAUCAAUGAAGACAUGCCCACCAGCAGCGAUACAGACGGUCACAAACACCACAAGUACCGCGACUUUCUGGACGUUCUUGUCACGGUGAAGGAUGAGGAUGAUAAAGGCCUGACGGAUGAAGAAAUCCGCGAGCAAGUGGACACGUUUCUGUUCCGUGGACACGACACAACAGCAAGUGCCCUCCAGUGGACAAUCUACUACCUAUCUCUUCACGAGGACAUCCAGGAGAAAUGUCGCCAAGAGGUGCAGAGCGUCCUGCAGAAGAGUGGUCACAGCACGGAGACAAUGAAUCACGCCGAUUUGACCGAGAUGAUCUACUUGACGCAAGUCUUGAAGGAGAGUAUGCGACUUAGCUCUCCUGUUCCGUUCAUCUCGCGGGAGUUAACUGAAGACAUGUCUGUCGAUGGCUAUACUCUUCCACACGGUAUUAGACUUACAGUUCCGUUCUUUGACGUGCAUUGCAACCCUCAGCUGUGGCCUGAGCCACAGAAGUUCGACCCUGAUCGUUUCUCGCUUGAGCAAAGCAAGGAGCGAAGUCCGUUUGCGUUCGUGCCCUUCUCGGCCGGUCCCCGCAACUGCAUUGGGCAAAGCAUGGCGAUGGACGAAAUGAAAGCAACGUUGGCUGCGGUGAUUGCAAGGUUUCGCAUCACACCAGACGCGGACCAGCCCGCGCCGAUUUGGCGCUCUCAGCUAGUUGCUCGGGCAGAACCCAACAUCAAAGUCUGCCUGCGGGAUAUUAAUGCUGACGCGAGGGAGGAUCGCAUGCCAGAGUAGACGCGGCUCUAGACAUGUCUUGUAGCAUCCACACGAUCGCUACUGUCGCGCAUUUGACCACGUAUGAUUGUUUGUAUAUGAGCCCUUGUACACCUAUUAGAGAACUUUAAAGGGGAACUGUCACCAACAUUUAUUCAGGUCUUACUACCGGCUCUGUAUCCGUAUGUCACUUCCCCGCCGGACAUGCUGGUCAUGGCGUUGUGACCAUGGUUACCUUGCUUGAAGUACUAACUACUAUUAGGGCUGGUGUUGUCUUGAGCUGCUUGAAUCGUGCACAUCACUCCCGUUUCUGACCAAGACGUGCCUUUCUGCCAUCCUGUUGAAUUUUCAGUUGAUACUGCAUUGGAGAAUUCAUUACAGAUACCACCCAGAGCAUUUCCUUUAUUAAAUAUAUCAAAUUAUUACUCCCUCAAUUAUGAAUUAUGCCGGGUUACGAUUUAUUUGUGAAAAGACUUACAGCUGCCUGCUAAUGAUCCA
Sycon ciliatum is the source of this 2272-nucleotide messenger RNA. RefSeq names its product cytochrome P450 4F4-like. The transcript has a single exon. NCBI's taxonomy places the organism in Eukaryota, Metazoa, Porifera, Calcarea, Leucosolenida, Sycettidae. The coding region runs from base 200 to 1795 and encodes 531 amino acids. Gene Ontology annotation, molecular function: iron ion binding; heme binding; monooxygenase activity. The record is from RefSeq and is a predicted model, not a curated record.